AAUUUAUUGAAAAAAACAGACUCAACGCCGCUUGAAGCAGCACGUGAAUGGGAAAUGGAAAUGGAACGAGAGGAACUCGAAGAAUUAGCAAGUGUACUUAAAUCCACAAAUUGCUCGGAUGUUUUCGAGAUGGAUGUCACAAAGAUAAUGCGAACACUGAUCACAGUACCGAACGAAGGACUGAUGUAUGAGAAUCCAAAAAUUAAGAUUAAAGAGCUCAGUCAACGAUUUGCUCAUUUCAAUUAUACAUACCAAUACAUAACAAAGUUAAGUGUGAAACCGGAUUGUACGGAGCAAAUUCCGGGACGAUAUAUACCGCAUGUGGUUUCACUGGAACAGUAUGGUGUUGAUGUCGAGGGGUCGGUGAUGGGUGAUGGUGCCGCACCACGAUUCCUGCUCUUCAUCGCCAAAGUUUCUUCAAGCUAUCUGCGGCUGCUAAACAUCUCAACUCCGUACGUAUCUUAG
Molecule: messenger RNA, 465 nt
Organism: Gongylonema pulchrum
Lineage: Eukaryota; Metazoa; Nematoda; Chromadorea; Rhabditida; Gongylonematidae
Source: the annotation of a GenBank genome assembly